UUGAAUUGAACUGUUUUAUAAGCUAAGUCUCUAAACUAUAAAUAUUUUAAGGUUUGAACAGAAUUAUAGGCGAUGUCCUGGCCGCCAUAAAUAGCCUUUGAUUUAAAUUCUGAAACUAUUUCACUUUUCCUUAAACUUUUGUCAAUGGAAAUCUGUGGAGAAGACGGUUCAAAAAUCGCACUAAAGCCCAAUUGCAAGACUGUGUUUGGUAGAGGUUCAGGCAUCAACACCAGCGACCGUACAGUAUCUCGCCGCCACGCUGUGUUUUCACUGGAAGACUCCGACGAGAGUGUAAUAGAGCCAACCGCUUGUUUUGAAGUUAUAGGGAAGAACCCCAUCUGGGUUCGGAGCGGAAAGAGCGGGAAAGUUGAGAUUUUUAGGAGGUCAGAGAAGGGUUCCGUGACGGCCGGUGACUGGGUGUGUUUUGGCGGUCAAAGUCAAGGGCCUGUUUGGUUUUCUGUAAAGAGAACUGGGUUUGAAGAGGAAGAGAAGGAAAACGAUACCGAGUCAAGUGAGGCGAGUUUGACUUUGGAGAGUCUUGAUGUGUCAAAUAUUGAUCCUGUUAAAGAGUUUGGUUUUCUUGAAAUUGGGCAUGAAUUUGAUCAGUAUCCCAAGGGGAUGAUCUGUGAUAUAAGUAAAUGGGACUGGUUCCUUAAGGAACCCAGAAAAGAUAGUGAUGAAGAAGAUGAGGCAUGUGAUAAAAGAAAUAAGAGGGGUGUGAGAAGAAAGAGAGGGAAAGCUAAAGACAAUGCUGAUGAUGAAGAUGACUGGACAGGAGAAAGUGAAGAAGAUAAAGAGCUAAUUACGAAAGUGCAGAAGGUUCCAAGAUCAACAUAUUCUACCAGAUCAAAGGACCGCGGCAAAGCACAAAAGGGUACAAAAAAUAGCAAAAUUUUGGCACAAAAUAAUGGUACUCCCGCAAUGGGAGAUGAGACUGAUGAUGAAGAUGAUCCUACAUUGGGAGGCUUUAUAGUUGAUGAUGAAGAUAUGGAAAUAGAUCAGGAAAGCAACUUGGAUGAAGAAGGGGAAGAGGAAGAAUUUGAUGAUGACGACUAAAUAGAUGAUUUUGGAGACUAGAAAUAGAGCAUAGAUUUUUUGGAUUUAUGCCAGUAUACUUACAAUAUAGAAAUUCUUUCUUUAGUGGUUUAUCAGCAGAAACAUAAAAAACUGGUAUAGUUUCCACCUGUGUAAUUUAUGCAUAUAUAUGUAUUCUUUGUUAUGUAUAAUAACUCUUUGGUUUUCCAGUUCACUAAUGUACUUCUAACUAAUAGCCUGUUUGGCUAAUGAUUUUCAUAA
Messenger RNA from Mangifera indica (mango), 1296 nucleotides. RefSeq lists its product as uncharacterized. Gene Ontology annotation, molecular function: protein binding. The transcript has 2 exons. Bases 145 to 1056 code for a protein of 303 amino acids. Lineage: Eukaryota; Viridiplantae; Streptophyta; Magnoliopsida; Sapindales; Anacardiaceae. The record is from RefSeq and is a predicted model, not a curated record.